ACUGCAGUGUUUGCGGACAUCCGACACACACAGUAAACACAGAAAGAGGCCACACCAUCAUGUCCGCAAAACAGAAGCUCACGCGGUCUCUGCGACUGAUCCUACCGCUGCUACUGCCGUGGGGAGCGGGGCAUCGGUGUGCUGCAGUCCGUCCGUUGCUCGUGUUCCUUAUCGAUGGCUUCCGUUAUGACUACAUGGAUGACUUGCACGCGCUGCCCGGAUUUCGAGAGCUUGUGGGCAAUGGGGUGAAGGUGGACUACAUGACGCCGGACUUCCCAAGUUUAUCAUAUCCAAACUACUAUUCAUUAAUGACAGGCCGUCACUGUAAUGUUCAUCAAAUGACCGGAAACUACAUGUGGGAUGCAGUCUCCGAGAAGGAGUUUCUGAUUGGGACAAAUUCUGACAGCCGGCUGCCGCUUUGGUGGGAUGGAUCAGAGCCAUUAUGGGUCACCCUGCAGAAGCUUGGAAAGAAUGUUUUCAUGUACUACUGGCCUGGCUGCGAGGUAGAGAUCCUGGGUGUUCGCCCAUCUCUCUGCGAAGAAUAUGUCUACAACCCGUCGGAGAUAAACCUCACAGACUCAAUAGUGAAUGCUCUCACUGUCCUGAGGUCAGGCCAAGCAGACAUGGCAGCUAUAUAUUAUGAGAAAAUAGAUGUGGAGGGCCAUCACUUCGGUCCAGAUUCUAAGCAGGUCAGAACAGCUGUGCAACAACUGGAUCUUGCCAUGCAGACACUUAUCAGCAAAAUCAAUGAGAAGGACAUGGUGAACCAGCUGAACAUUAUGCUGUUUUCUGACCAUGGAAUGACAAAGAUCCAGUGGUCGGAGAAGGUCAUAGAGCUUGAUAAGUGUAUCAACAUGUCGGACAUUGUCAAGAUGAUGGACAGAGGACCAGUGGUCAGUCUCUGGCCCAAACAUAACAAAUAUCAUGAGGUGUAUGCUGCACUUUCUCGGGUCCCCAACAUGCAUGUCUAUGCAAGACAGGAGAUCCCUGAACGUUUUAAUUACAAAGGAGGAAAGUUUGUUCCACCCCUGACGCUGGUGGCUGAGCCUGGCUGGUUUAUCAUUGAGAACAAUAACAAACUUCCAUACUGGAAAAACAACUCAGGGGAGCCGUCAGCUUGGCAAAAUGGUUGGCAUGGUUACGACAACGAGUUGCGUGAUAUGAGUGGCGUUUUCUUGGCAACAGGACCUGAUUUCAAGCGUAAUGUUCAGGCAGCUCCAAUUCGAGCAGUGGACAUCUACAAUGUGAUGUGCUGGACAUUGGGAGUGGAGCCUUUACCCAAUAAUGGGUCCUGGUCUCGUGUAGAGAACCUUCUGAAUGGCUCUAAUGGUCCACCCCAGCCCAGUGCCCUCUGGAUAUGCUGUAUGGGUUUGAUACUGCUGGCAUUGUGCGGUGACGACAGUUAUCAGUUCCACAGUUAUAUCUGACGAUUUUGAACAUUAAACCAUGUACAGGGGAAAACUUCUGAAAUGUAAAGAAAUGAUUUGAUGCUGUAUUCCUCAUAUUUUGCUCUCCUUCUCAAGAGCUAAUAAAUGUUUAAGGCACAACA
Messenger RNA from Platichthys flesus (European flounder), 1549 nucleotides. RefSeq names its product ectonucleotide pyrophosphatase/phosphodiesterase 6 (gene enpp6). The transcript has 8 exons. The coding region runs from base 60 to 1427 and encodes 455 amino acids. The record is from RefSeq and is a predicted model, not a curated record. NCBI's taxonomy places the organism in Eukaryota, Metazoa, Chordata, Actinopteri, Pleuronectiformes, Pleuronectidae.